Messenger RNA from Penicillium lagena, 960 nucleotides. Its product is annotated as fungal specific transcription factor domain-containing protein. The record is from RefSeq and is a predicted model, not a curated record. The transcript has a single exon. NCBI's taxonomy places the organism in Eukaryota, Fungi, Ascomycota, Eurotiomycetes, Eurotiales, Aspergillaceae. The coding region runs from base 1 to 960 and encodes 319 amino acids.
AUGCCACAUACAAAGCGCGCCUGCUACGACCGCACACGGCUCUACUGGCUCGUCUACCUAUGCGACCACCACAGCUCCCUAAGCCACGGUCGCCCGCCACUAACCCGCGACUUUCAAUCAUUGCGUAAACCGCGCGAGUUCCUACAGAGCUAUUUCACCAACCCGUCUGAUUUGACACUUAUCAGUCAGGUGGAGAUGUGGUCGCUCAGCAGCAAAGUCUUUGAUAUGUUUGGCGCUGAUAUCGAGUGGCAUGUUGCUAGUCAGCGAGGUGCGGAAUUGGCUCAACUGAGUAAUUCGUAUGAGCGCUGGUCUGAGGAGUGGUUGGAUAUGCUCUCUUUCGGCGAUCCAUCGACGACGAAUACGUUCUCGUGUCGGGUCUUCGAUCUUUAUUUCCACUCUGCAAAGCUAUACCUCUACUCGCAUAUCUUCCGUGGUCCGUCCCCGGAGGAAGAUACAAGGUCAAAACUAUCGGCUGAGUCCACGACUGGGGUGAAUAGGUUUGUUCAGGGAGCUCUGAAAAGCGCCUUGUCUAUCGUCCGCUGUAUAGUCGAUAACACCCAGCCAUGGCCAUGGCUUGAAACCCUUCCGGUAUAUCUGGGGGCAAUGACUGCAUUCGCCUGUGUCGUUUUGGUGAAAGCAUCACGGCAUCAGGGAGUCUUGUCCCAAGAUAUGUUGCAAACCGGUGUAGAUGUCCCUGGUUACCUGCGUCGACUGGUCCAAGUACUUCGGGCGUCACCGGUUGUGGACUCACCGACUCAUCCUUUGUUGAAUAUUGCGCGGAGUCUGGAGGUAGCCACGAACGGAGAGCAACAGCAGGAGCAUAGUCACCAGACUACUUCUUCUGCGUUGUCUUGGGAUUAUAUCCCGGACUUGGACAUGGAUUUUGGGUGCUUUGAUCUAUUUACGAAUGAGGAGGCUUUGGAUUCCUCUGUUCAGGGGGCUGUGUUUACGGAGGUAUAA